CACGUGCAAGAAAAAAAAUAUAUAUAUGUGUGUGUGUGUGUAAGCCGGCAACAAGUAUGGGUCCCACCGUAUGAUUUGGAGAAUUUUUAUUUGUCAGAGCAAGUUAUGUGGUACUCCAAGUACAUGUAAGAAUUCCUCCCAUAACCAUAACCACCCCGUUAACCGCCAUCUCUGCAUCUAACGGCCACCCGGCCUCCACACGCGCUCUUCAUUUAUCACAAUACACAUAUUCAGUCUAGCCACCAUCGUCCUCCAUUCACCCUCCUCCCUGUGUCUCUUGUCUCACCGCCACACCCAUCAGAACCGCCGCAAGGAAGGCGGCUAAUCCCACUGUUCGGAAAGCCACGCGCCGUUGAAAGCACCUGCGUGUGGAUUCACGUACCCCUCCAUCACUGUUGUACAGAAGGCCUUUUUUGAAGACUUGGAUAUUGAAUUUACAGGCGUAUCAGGGUCUUAAUGAAGAAAGAUGGAACUUGAGGAAGCAGAAAAUAAUCUCCGUGCUAUGAGACUGUUGUAUAGGCUCUUAGAACAUAAUAGCCUUGGCCUUCAGAAUACAACUUCAGAGGAUUUGGUAGAGAGAGCUCAAGAAUUACUGAAAAAUAUGCUGGAAGUAGCAUCUGAAAGGGUUUUCGAGACUAUUUUAAAGAUCAUAGCAACAGAAACUGGUAUCUCCAAGACACCCUUCACUUCUCAACCUGUGGCUGAUCUCCAGUUAAGGCCUUUGUUGGCAGCCAACAGUUCUCACUGCUCUCUAAAAUAUCCAACACGCGGUAGAUUUCCUUCGCAAAAGGAUGAACAACCCCAAUCAAAGUCACCAGCAAAGAAAGCAGGUCCAAGACUAUGUAAGCGUAGCAUCUCUGAUAAAGGAAAAGCAAUGAGAAAAGCACUCUUUAAUGAUGGUGAAGAAAGCAGUAUAAUGCAGCAGAACUUAGUAAAGGCAGCAAAUCUAUUUAACAAGAAGCCCAUUAAUCCUAUUAAAGAGAGCAGUCAUCAUGAACAGAAGUACAGUGUGAGCACUUUUCGCGAGGGUGAACACUCAAAAUCUGGUGAGCUUAGAGAAGUCAGUGAAACAUCAUUACCAUGUAGAGUUUCUGAAAUUGAAAGCAAUCCAAGUACUUCUAGCAGGCUUGAAGCUCAGGAUGAGGAGGGAGACAUCUCUAGUGACUUGUUUAAUGCAAUAAAAAGAAUUGAAUCUCGUAUAUUGGCUUUGCAGCUUUACUCAAGUUUAGUAUAUUCCAAAAAGAAUGGUGCAGCUGACAAGAUUAUGCAUAAAAUAACAAAUUCAGAGAGCCAUAAAAGACAGAAAAAUGAAGGAAUACCAGGAAACCGGCCUUGUUAUCGAAGGUUGCUGUUAGAAGGAAAUGGAUUAAUGAGUCAGCAGGCGCAUAAACUAGCUAGUAAGUGUGAAGAUUCAACCACAGCAAAUGUCGAGCCCAUCUUCUCCAGAAACAAGUCACUGAGUAAGGUAGAAAAUCAGAUUUUUGACCCAGAAAAGGAGAACAGCAUCUCAGCAUGGAGAAGCCGCCAAAAAGGUGAGGCAUGCAGAGCUACACUGUUGGCUUCAAGAGGAGAGAAGUUGCUAAGCCAGAAUGGACGUCGACCUCCAGUGCAGAGCAUGGACAUAGUAGACAGAUUUCAGUCAUUAAAUUGGUCAGUGAGUGGGAAUGACCACUUGGUGAAUCAUGCUAAUGAGUGUAUACAGGGGAUUAGGAUUCCUCUGAAUUCCAUAACAGCAGGUUCACCAAAUAAAGACAAGCCAACGAGAAGAAACCCAGUGGCUCAGUCAGAGACUCACAGGAGAGAGAAACAGCCCCUUCAUCCUAUGGUACCAAGACGAGCUCUACCUCACUGGAGAUCCAGUGAGUCUAAAAUGCCCGCUCAUGGUUACAGAGACAGAAAAGUUUCAGAGAAUAGAGGGGCUCACAAGAUGAGGGCUUCAUCACCACAUCAUCCGGAAUCAUCAGAAGAGUUCAGUUCAAGCUCCUGCUCUCGUGCUCGCUUGACAUCUAAUCAAAGCAGUGCCAUAUAUAGUAGUGAAUCUGAGGACAUUGGUGAUUCGCCAGGAGAUAUGGUCAGCAAGACAUAUGAGGAUAGCUCAAGAGAGAAUAGUGAUUCAGAUUAUCAAAAUGAUGCUGGCUCUUCACAUAGAACGGAAAGUUCCAGUUCUGGCAGAUCUUGGCAUAGGAGAGGACCUGAGAAAACAAUUGGACGCUUGAGGAGGCUGAAAAAUAAGCUUAGACUUAUCUUUCACCAUCACCACCAUCUUCACCAUCAUCACCAUCACGAUGAAGAUGAUAAUAAAACAAGUAAGGCGGAUCACAAUCAUUCUAUAUGGCAGAGGAUCUUCCAUGGCAAAAACAAGCACAAGUUGCUAGCAAGAGGAAAAUCUGAGAAGACAAGGGGAGGCACCAUUGUUAAAGUGUCACGUGGAAAACAGGUUGGGCAGUUUCAUGGACUUGUGGAGGGGAUUCUGAGACACGUCAGACAUUCUAAGAAACGAAAGCCUUCUAAGUUUGUUAGGAUCAAAGGGUCAAGGAAUCCCAAACUUGGCAAUAGGAAGAAGUUGCAUUGGUGGCAGAUGCUUCGACAUCACCGGGGGGUGAGGGUGAACAAGGGAGGCCGUCUCAGAGUGGGGUUCAAAAGCCAAAAAUGGCUCAAGAACUAAGCAAAAGCUAGUGAAAAGCAUGCAGCACGAUUUCCAUGGUUAAUCCAGAAAAUUUGACGAGAUGGCAUGCAAAAAGUUCCACUUCUGGUGUAAUAGAAUGUUUCUGCUUGCCUAAUCUUAAUUAUUAUUCUUCAUUGCUUCAUUAUCUCUUGCCCAUUUUUGCAAUCAAACUCGGCUUUUUAGUUCACCUGAUCAUUCUAUGCGAAGAAUAUGA
Molecule: messenger RNA, 2879 nt
Organism: Neltuma alba
Lineage: Eukaryota; Viridiplantae; Streptophyta; Magnoliopsida; Fabales; Fabaceae
Exons: 4
Coding region: 467-2665 (732 amino acids)
Source: RefSeq, a predicted model, not a curated record